AUGUUCAACGUGCAUCCGCAGACCCUGCGCCUGUACGAGCGCGAAGGGCUGCUGCAUCCCGAACGCUCGGCGGGCAACACGCGGCUCUACUCGCGCCGGGACAUUGACCACCUCAGCACGAUUCUGAAUCUGACGCGCGAGAUGGGGGUCAAUCUGGCGGGCGUGACGAUCAUCAUGGACCUGCUGCGCAAGCUCCGCGCCGCGCAGGAAGAAACGCGCGCCCUGCUGGCCAUGCGCGAGGCGCCGGGCAACUCACACAAUCCGGCUUCGACAUAA
Molecule: messenger RNA, 276 nt
Organism: Geodia barretti
Lineage: Eukaryota; Metazoa; Porifera; Demospongiae; Tetractinellida; Geodiidae
Source: the annotation of a GenBank genome assembly